Molecule: messenger RNA, 2076 nt
Organism: Ylistrum balloti
Lineage: Eukaryota; Metazoa; Mollusca; Bivalvia; Pectinida; Pectinidae
Exons: 1
Coding region: 1-2076 (691 amino acids)
Source: RefSeq, a predicted model, not a curated record
AUGGCGACCAAAGAUGAGAAAGACAGUUUGGACCUUAAUGCAAAGAUAGAGGAUACAGACAUUUUAACAAAUUUCAGAAAUAAUGGUGAAAAAGUAGAUGCAGUGCAAUUGUGUAGUAAAAUACUAGGUAUAGUUACUGAAGCAGAUGAAGUUUCUGAGGACAUAAAACUACUAGGAAGUACAGGGGAAGGAGUUUCCAGAGACAGUGAUGUUGAUAGUAUGUUUGUAUUUAGAAACUGCCAUGUGUACGAACGCUACAUCACGACCAACCCCAAAGCAGGGUGGCUAUUUCAGAUGCAAUCUUGCACUACUAAUUCUGGAUAUGUUAAGCUCCGUGUGAAACAGCAAGGAAAUAUCCAAACCUGGAGGCCACAUGGUUAUGAUUUUACCCAAGUAGUGCAGUAUGAUGAAACAUCAGACUGUUAUUAUUUCGCCAAUAAUUUGCUUUCAUGUUUGCACAAUCUCGUAAAGAAGAAGAAGGAAAUAGUUGGGUUAAAUUUAAUUACUUCAGGUCCAUGCUUGACCGUGUUAGAUUACGAACGAGACAUGGAUAUGACUAUGGGAAUGAAGUGUCCUGAAUGGCCGUCAGUGGCUGCUGAAUGGAUAUCGCGAGACAGAUCCAAAAGAUGGCCAUCAAGAGGAUUCAUAGAUCAACAAGUUAUGCGUGGUUGUUACCUGGUUCCAGUUGGAUGUAAGGAAUGCAAACAAACACAUCUAGACUGGAGAAUUUCAUUUGUGCAUGUAGAACAAGAACUAGUCCGCAUAAUGAAUGAAAACCAAAUCAAAUGCUACAUUAUUCUGAAACAGCUGAAGAAAUUUUUUUUCAAGGUCAAAAUUCCAGAAGUUAUAACUUCCUACGUCAUCAAGACAAUACUGUUCUGGACUGUAGAAGAAUCAUCUCCAGAACUUUGGCAACCCCACCAACUUCUUACAGUGGUGCAAUUGUGUUUGGACAAGUUAAUCACAUUUGUACAGGAUGGCUUCUGCCCACAUUACUUCAUCAGGACAUGUAACUUGCUCGUCCGAAGAUGUUCUCCCGAGAAUAGGAGUAUUGUCUUACAAACAUGUUUGGAAGCCAGACGAAAUCCAAUGAAAAUACUCCGUCAAACCCCUCUGUAUGUAAAUGCCAUACCUGGACAGCACCAGAAAUCUGAUUUGCAGGAUUCUUUGGACAUAAUACUUCUUUCAGAACAAAUUCAACGCAGCUUACAAGAGACGCUAUCAAACACGGACACAGAAAAAAAGUUAGAAGAGUAUUGCAUAUAUGUUAUAGAGCAGAUUGAUUAUUUGUCUUAUAACAAUAAAGGAAGACGUAGACAGGUGAUUCAGAAAUUUCAGAAGGUCAUACACAAUGUCACAGAACGAUUACUCCAGAUAUGUUCUCUGGGCCAGGCACACCAGAAGGAACUCCUUGAUAUCAAAGCAAAUUGCAACGAUGAAGAGGAUGUGAAUGACAUCGCAAACACCUGUCACUUACUUAUGGUGACUGAAAACUACACCAGGUGUCAUAAUAUACUUGGAAAGUUUGUCAAAGCUCAAAAGCACAAAGGUUAUAGUAGGUUACUGAGUAUUUCAGGAAAGGAUAUAAACGACAAGAACUUGAACAACAUUUUGAUGAACAAAAUUACCCAUGACAUUUGUGGAGAGAUACCACGUAUCUCAGAUUUAAUAUUCCUGCAAUUAGAAGAGAACAUUCUUCCUACCCCACUUCAAACUGAGUUCUGUCCGAUAAUGAGUGGUAAUACAGAAGUUGACACACUGCCCAGAAUCAGAAAAACCAUCACUGUAGAUCCACUUGUGUAUGCGUGUUUCCUGAGGUUCUGGUGCAGUGUGAAGAUGGACCAAAACAUUCAAAAGCUCAUGGCCCGGGACGAUAUGGUGUGGUGCUGUGGUCUGAGUUCCAUAUCGCAGAAAUCAGUUGCCCUGAACCUACUGGCAUUCUGCCAUUCUCAGCUAGAGGAGUAUGAAGAAGCAUUUGCAGUACUUUGUCAGGCGUUCAGAGAGAAACCAGUAAACUGUUCCACUCUGGUUCAUAUUGCAAAUCUGGUAAAUAAUAAAAUAAGAGAGGUCUUUUGA